Sorghum bicolor (sorghum) is the source of this 2040-nucleotide messenger RNA. Its product is annotated as putative vacuolar cation/proton exchanger 4. NCBI's taxonomy places the organism in Eukaryota, Viridiplantae, Streptophyta, Magnoliopsida, Poales, Poaceae. The transcript is spliced from 13 exons. Gene Ontology annotation, molecular function: calcium:proton antiporter activity. The coding region runs from base 407 to 1705 and encodes 432 amino acids. The record is from RefSeq and is a predicted model, not a curated record. Gene Ontology annotation, biological process: intracellular calcium ion homeostasis; calcium ion transmembrane transport. Gene Ontology annotation, cellular component: plant-type vacuole membrane.
UUGGGUUUUUUCGGUACAGCUUAUAAGCUGUUUAUGACUAAAAUAAGCUGAAACUUGAGCCCAAACGACAUAUUGAGUCAAAAAUAAGAAAAAAAAAGGCCAGAAUAAGCUGAAAUUAGAAGCUAAACGAUGUACUUCUUUUCAGGCCGUGCUCCCGCAGUCCUAUUAAACAGGGUCGAAGGGCUGCUUUGUAAAGGUAGUUACACUGGGCGAUAAUUUCUCGCGGGAUCAUGCUGGGGACCGUUAAAACUACCAUCUCUCUCUCAACCACAAGCUGAGUAGAUGAAAUGCGGUGUACAUUUCUGACCUCUAGUUAUGGACGUGAUCUCUCGGCCUCCCAUUCAUUCAUCCCAUGAUACUGCAGUUUAAUUCCGAUUAAAUUCUAGAUCUGCAUUUCAAAGAGGAGAUGGCGACGGACAGUGCCGAUUCCCAGAGGCUCUUGCUUGGGCGUCAAACUCAGGCUGAUGGAGCAGAUGAGUUCGAGGACAACAAUCUUGCUGCACCAGAACCUUUAUCCCACAAUACUGGAGCAAGUUUCCAAAGGAAUCCAAGAUCUACAAAUUCGGGUGUAUUCGGAAGCCUGAAGAUUGUGCUGCUGAAAUCUAAGCUCAAUUUGCUUAUACCAUGUGGAUUCUUGGCAAUCCUGAUGGAUUAUCUUAGCCAAAAUAAGGCCUGGGUAUUUCCUCUGAGCCUGUUGGGUAUCAUUCCUUUGGCUGAGCGACUGGGUUUUGCAACCGAGCAGCUAGGACUCUUCACUGGCCGAACAGCUGGGGGCCUCCUAAAUGCUACAUUUGGCAAUGCCACCGAGCUGGUCAUAUCAAUUCAUGCACUCCGGAGCGGAAAGCUACGGGUGGUUCAGCAAUCUCUGCUCGGAUCAAUCCUGUCAAACACGCUGCUGGUUCUUGGAUGUGCGUUCUUUGGUGGGGGACUCACCUGCGGUAAAUCCGAGCAGAUUUUCAGAAAGGAAGAUGCAGUGCUGAACUCUGGGCUGCUCUUGAUGGCUGUGAUGGGGCUGGUCUCUCCUGCUAUGCUGUACUAUACUCACACCGAGGUUAACUUGGGCAAGUCAGCACUGGCAUUGUCAAGGUUCAGCAGCUGCAUAAUGCUUUUUGCUUAUGCCGCUUUCAUUUUCUUCGAGCUGUCGAACAGUCGCCGCCGAGACGAAUCUAGUGAGGGAGGAGGUGGGGAUCAAGGGGACGACGAUUGCGAAUACGCGUUUCCUGAAAUUUCCAAGUGGGAAGCCAUUGCUUGGCUUGCAAUUUUUACUGCUUGGAUCUCAGUUUUCUCUGACUUUUUAGUUGAAGCAAUCGAGGGGGCUUCCAAGGCUUGGAAAAUACCAGUUGCGUUCAUCAGUACUGUUUUGCUUCCGAUUGUAGGGAAUGCUGCAGAACAUGCUAGUGCUGUUAUGUUUGCAAUGAAAGACAAAUUAGACCUUUCCCUUGGAGUCGCCAUCGGGUCUUCGACGCAGAUAUCCAUGUUUGUGAUACCAUUUAGUGUAGUGGCAGGAUGGAUGAUGGGCCAGCCAAUGGACUUGAAUUUCCAUCUGUUUGAAACCGCCAGCCUCUUGAUAACCGUACUGGUUGUAGCACUUCUGUUGCAGGAUGGGACUUCGAAUUGUUUCAAAGGGCUGAUGCUAAUUCUCUGCUACCUGAUAGUAGCUGCCAGUUUUUAUGUAUAUGCUGAUCCAAAUAUUGAUGGUGUUUAGCCUCUGCAAACUAGUACCUUGAUGAUGGGACUACACUUCCAGUUUUCUGAAGAUACCUCUUCGAAGAGGACAGGGGGCUCCUGCGGUUCACUUAAGAAGAAAAUAAUUAACUGACCACCUCAGUGUUCCUCACAUGAAGAGGUCAUUCAAGCACACCCACUGUUGUCGAUAUGCAGAAGAUUAUACAGGAAGUUCUACAUAAAUCUCCAGUUUGUGUAGGCAACAGUUUUGUUCUUAUGGUACACGCAGAACUUGUAGAAAUCAGAAUCAAUAUUUUUUCUUUAUGAACAGCUGUCGUGAUUUGCAGGCAGUAAUAAAUUUAGUGACACAUGAAA